UCGGAAUUUCUUUUGCACGCAUUUUUCAUAGCAAUUGAUUAGCAUUUAGAUAGCUCUGAAUUUGGAAAUCGGAAUCGUCAUUAUUAUGUGCAUUCUUCAGAUCUGCGUGCAUUCGUGAAAUAUUUGAUUUACUAUAUAGAGCUUGAGGUGGAAUGGCUGAUGGAGAAGUGAAUCCUUUCGCAAACUCAUCUGCAAACUCAAAGAUGUGUCCUCUUCCUCAUGAACCUGCUGACUACGAUCGUGGGGCUACAGUUGAUAUUCCUCUUGAUGGUUCCAUGGAUUUAAGAAAGAGAGAACAGGAACUUCAAGCCAGAGAGGCUGAACUGAAGAAGAAGGAACAGGAGCUUAAAAGAAGGGAAGAUAACGUUGCACAAGCUGGAAUUGUCAUUGAGGAUAUAAAUUGGCCGCCAAUUUUCCCCAUAAUUCACCAUGACAUCAGAAAUGAAAUCCCAGUCCAUCUACAAAAGUUGCAAUAUGUUGCAUUUACGACAUUUUUGGGUAUUAUAAUAUGUCUUUUGUGGAAUGUUUUAGCCACCACCUUAGCUUAUGCCAAUGGGGAAGGUCCAACCAUUUGGUUUCUUGCUAUCAUAUAUUUCAUAUUCGGUGUCCCAGGCUCCUAUGUGUUAUGGUAUCGUCCUCUUUAUCGUGCAAUGAGGACAGAGAGUGCUCUGAAAUUCGGAUGGUUCUUCUUAACUUAUUCAUUCCAUAUUGGCUUCUGCGCCUUCGCUUGCGUAGCUCCUCCAAUAAUUUUCAGAGGGAAAUCCUUGACUGGAAUCUUGCCUGCAAUUGAGAUUUUAACUUGGAGUGCUCUGGUUGGGAUAUUUUACCUCAUUGGAUUUGUAUUCUUCUGCAUCGAGACAUUGAUCAGCGUAUGGGUGAUUCAGCAAGUUUACAUGUACUUCAGAGGAACUGGAAAAACAGCAGAAAUGAGGAAGGAGGCUAUGAUGGCGGCAUUAUAACACGAAAAAAAUAGAGAUUUGAAUUCUUUGAUUCAUUGGCUGUUUCUAUUAGUAUUACAGCUUUAGCUUUGCAAUUGAUAAGCAAAAGUUUACUCGUUCUUCCAUUUGACUCUAUUAUCUGUUACUAAUGACUAUAAUAAACAGAUUUGGUUAUGUGUGGAGAGGAAUG
This is a messenger RNA of Salvia hispanica, 1128 nucleotides long. RefSeq names its product Secretory carrier membrane protein (SCAMP) family protein (gene SCAMP3). Lineage: Eukaryota; Viridiplantae; Streptophyta; Magnoliopsida; Lamiales; Lamiaceae. The record is from RefSeq and is a predicted model, not a curated record. Gene Ontology annotation, biological process: protein transport. Gene Ontology annotation, cellular component: recycling endosome membrane; trans-Golgi network membrane.